Rhinichthys klamathensis goyatoka is the source of this 918-nucleotide messenger RNA. RefSeq lists its product as uncharacterized. The transcript has 7 exons. NCBI's taxonomy places the organism in Eukaryota, Metazoa, Chordata, Actinopteri, Cypriniformes, Leuciscidae. The record is from RefSeq and is a predicted model, not a curated record. Gene Ontology annotation, molecular function: calcium ion binding. Gene Ontology annotation, cellular component: myosin II complex. Bases 86 to 814 code for a protein of 242 amino acids.
AGGCUCCUAUCCGUACCAUUCAACAGCAGUCAAACAUUUGCAUAAGACUCGAUUUUGUCCAUUCACUUACUGUGAUUACACCACCAUGGCUUCACAAAAGCAAGUGGCCAAAACAGAAGGAAAGCCCGCCCCAGCUCCAGAGGAAGAACCAGCUCCCGGAGCAGCAGAACCAGCAUCAGCAGCACUGGAAACGGUUACUUCUGCCCCAACUGCAACACCAGAGUCAGCUACAAAAGAGUCUGAAAAAGCCAGCACUGCACCUGGGUUAGCCCCAGUCACAGCAGCCGAAGAUCCAGCCAAAGCACAAGCUUCUCUUCCAAAUCCAGCUUUCAAAAAUGAUCCUGCUGCUGCAGGUAAUCUCAGUGCUGAACAACUUGAAGAGUUCAAAGAAGCGUUCCUGUUGUUUGCCAGGACUCCCUCAGGGGAGAUGAAGAUAUCACUAGCUCAGUGUGGGGAUGUGAUGAGAGCUUUGGGCCAGAACCCAACUAACGCUGAAGUCUUGAAUGUUCUAGGAAAACCAAAGCCUGAAGAGAUGGAAUCCAAACUGAUCGACUUUGAGACUUUCCUGCCUAUGUUUCAACAAGUUUCAAAGUCUACUGAAAGGGGUACAUCUGAAGAUUUUGUUGAGGGCCUUCGGGUCUUUGACAAAGAAGGCAAUGGAACAGUCAUGGGGGCUGAACUCCGCCAUGUGCUUGCUACUUUGGGUGAGAGGCUGUCUGAGGGUGAAGUGGAUCAGUUGCUGGCAGGGCAAGAGGACACAAAUGGUUGUAUCAACUAUGAGGCUUUUAUAAAACAUGUCAUGCUGGCUGAGUGAUCGUUUCUGGUACCGUGGCAGCCUAACAUUGAUGUUUGCAGAAGUAAUCUGAAGGUCAUGUGUGAGAGUUGACAUCAAUAAAACAAAAUUUUUGUAAAAUAUUA